This is a messenger RNA of Andrographis paniculata, 745 nucleotides long. RefSeq lists its product as uncharacterized. Bases 14 to 382 code for a protein of 122 amino acids. The record is from RefSeq and is a predicted model, not a curated record. NCBI's taxonomy places the organism in Eukaryota, Viridiplantae, Streptophyta, Magnoliopsida, Lamiales, Acanthaceae. The transcript is spliced from 4 exons.
UCUCUCUGAAGCCAUGGACAGAAGAAAAUCAUAUUUCAAUUCCAUCGCCUCGCCGCCGGCGAGAACUUCUGCGACCUCCACCGGCAAGAAGACUCCUCAUUCCGACAAAGAAGAAGAACUCACCGGAAAAUUCAGCCCAAUGACGAAUAAUAUCGUCUCCCCAGACAACAACAAUGGUUAUGAUUCUCAAGAAAAUACAGCGGGCCGCGAAGAGAGCUCCGGCUAUGAAUAUUCACCAUUUUCCUUGCGCUCUUUUCAUGAAUACAAUUGGGACGAGUUGGGAAUUUCCACGGAUAACAAUGAUUUUACGGUGCCAUUACCGAGUUCAGAGGCUGAAUCAAGGAAUAGGAUUAGGGGGAUGAUCAAGUGGAAGAAUCUUUGAGUCCAAUAGUGUUAGGGAUGAUCAAGUGGGAGAAUCUUCGCAUCCAAAUUUAGCUGAGCCGGAGAAUCGGCGCGAAAGGCAAGAGUCGAGGCUUAAUCAUCAACAGCCGAUAAGAGGGUUAGAUCCACGGACAAUGCCGUAUUUUCCAAUAUGGCUCUGGCGCCGUUGAAUAGGGUUUGAAAAAAUUUCUUCAUCUCUAAGUUUCGACGUAUAAAAAUCAAGAUCGAGACCCUUGAUCCGAUCGAAUUUGAAAAAUAUCAUUGUUUAGAUUGCAUAAUUAGCUUAGUUCGAAAUUUUCGAUUCUUGCAUUCAAUCGGGUAUGAGUUUCAUUUGUUUUGGGAUCACAUUAGAAAAUGUCUUAAU